CUGUACGCCACCAUCUGGCUGUUAUGGAGCCUGAGGUGAUAGAAAUUAGCGACGAGGGAGAUGUGGCGCCGCGGAAGCCCGCUCGCAGACGCACACGAGAGCCCAUCUUCGUCGACCUCAGCGAGCUCGAUGGCGACGAAGACGGCAGAAAUAAAGAUGAUGAUAACGAAAGCAGUGGACUUGAACAAGCACGAGUCAGCAGAAAACAGAAGGACCACGAAAUAGACGAUGGAGCGCCCUUUCCCGGAGUCGACUUGCAACUGCCGCCACCGCCCACUUACGAGCAAGUCCUCGCCGAAGUAGAGCCAGGAAUGCGUGCCGCGGGGGCGCCCGAUUGGGCUGUUCACAUGGCUGCCCGACUCAUGUUCAGCGCUGAGUAUAAGCUCGACUACGAGACUCUCUUGCAACUAGACAAGGUUGUCAAGACCAGCGCAAAUGUGACGCACUUCAUGAGCACGGCGAAUAGGGCGCGCGGCAAUGGAGAGAAGAUGCAUUAUGAGUUGUGCACGUUUAAGAACGGCAAGUAUCCAUGCAACGAGCCGGUAAGUCAAUCUAUACGUCCUUUUUAUGUGUUUCUAGCCGUGUACCCCGUUCAGUACAACUUACGAUCCAUAUUUACGGCACGCGAUCUCGAAUUCUUGACCAUGCGGGACCUCCGUUGGUAUAUUAUGGGAUAUGGCCACACCGUACCAGAGACACGCAGAGAGCGUGUGAAGCUUCUCAAGAAUAUCAUUGGAAUCAUUGUGUAGGGUCGGUCGUGUAUCAUUGAAUAUGCUGCUAAAGAGGCGAGUGGUACGAGCGUCUCAUUGGAUGAUGUCUAUCUCACCGUCGUGGCUGCAAUCACGAUAGUACAAGCUAUACAAAGGGCGAGAUAGAUAUUAAUGGCCUAAAGAGUACCGCCCCGAAAGCCAGAAGAGUG
Schizophyllum commune H4-8 is the source of this 919-nucleotide messenger RNA. RefSeq lists its product as uncharacterized. Lineage: Eukaryota; Fungi; Basidiomycota; Agaricomycetes; Agaricales; Schizophyllaceae. The record is from RefSeq and is a predicted model, not a curated record. The transcript is spliced from 3 exons. Bases 24 to 749 code for a protein of 241 amino acids.